CGUGACUUAAUCGGUGUACAAAACCUGAUCAAAAAGCAGCAGGCACUGAUCGCCGAAAUUGCAAACCAUGAACCACAAAUUGAAGCAGUAGCAGCAGCAGCCGAAGCAAUGAUUAAGCAGGGGCACUUUCUUGCACCGGAUAUUCGUGACAAGCUGGCUCAGCUCCGAGACAGCUGGAGAAAUUUGAAGGCAAAGGCAGAUAAGCGCCGCCAGGAUCUCGACGAUUCCUUACAGGCAACUCUUUCAACAUUUUUUGGCACACCGCCAAGAAUUCAUACGGAGUCGUGGAUGCGUGAAAAAGAACCGGUGGUCGGUAGCACUGAUUACGGGAAGGAUGAGGAUAGCGCCGAGUCGCUGUUGAAGAAGCAUCGUGCUUUGAUGUCCGAUCUCGAAGCUUUCAAGUCAACGAUUGAUGAGCUGCAAAAGCAGGCCAGUCAGUGCAGAUACCAGGAGCAGCCAGGCGGACAGCUGGGACGUGAAUGCGUCAUGGCCCUGUAUGAUUAUACAGAAAAGUCACCAAGAGAAGUGUCAAUUAAGAAAGGCGAUGUUCUCACUCUUCUUAAUUCUACCAAUAAGGAUUGGUGGAAAGUGGAAGUUAAUGAUCGCCAGGGAUUUGUUCCUGCAGCAUAUGUAAAAAAAGUUGAAGCAGGUGCUGCGCAAAAGUCUGCAACACAACAGGUGCCGUCGUCAAUUGGAGCGAAGCAGCACGAGAUUGAGGAUCAGUACCAGAAGCUUGUUAUGCUGGGUGAUACGAGAAGACGGAAACUUGAAGAAGCAUGUAAGGGUUAUCAGUUACUCCGUGAAGCGAAUGAUUUGGCAGAAUGGAUACGAUCAAGGGAAGCAGUUGCAGCGCAACAAGAAAUAGGCAGCGAUUUGGAGCAGGUGGAGGUGCUGCAGAAGAAAUUCGACGAUUUCAAGGGUGAUCUGAAAGCAAAUGAAAUUCGCCUACAGGAAAUGAAUCAAAUUGCCACGGCACUCACAUCGGUCGGCCAAACUGAAACUGCCGUUCGGAUUCGACAGCAAAUCGAGGAUUUGAACGCGAGAUGGCGCGCUUUGGAAGAGCAAACGGAGCAGCGUGAGCAGCAGCUCGGCUCGGCACAUGAAGUACAGCGAUUCCACCGUGACGUGGACGAAACCAAAGACUGGAUCAUGGAGAAAGAUGAAGCACUGGAUUCCGAAGAUUUCGGCCGUGAUUUACGAUCCGUUCAAGCGUUGCAGAGAAAGCAUGAAGGCGUUGAACGCGAUCUUGCUGCGCUUGGCGACAAGAUUAAAACACUGGACGAAAAAGCGAACCGAUUGCGACAGACACAUCCGGAAGCAGCAGAACAGAUUUAUGACCUACAAAAGCAACUCAAUGAGCAGUGGAACCGUUUGACAGCCAAAGCUAACAAUCGGAAGGAAAAACUCCUUGACAGCUAUGAUUAUCAACGAUUCCUUUCCGAUUUUCGCGAUCUUAUGCAAUGGACAGCGGCCAUGAACCAGCUUGUGUCGAGUGAUGAGCUCGCGAACGAUGUGACCGGUGCGGAAGCACUGCUGGAACGUCAUCAGGAGUACCGGACGGAGAUCGAUUCACGCUCAGCAACAUUCCAAGCUUUCGAGCAAUUCGGCAAUCAGCUGCUGAACAGUCACCACUACGCAUCUGAAAAUAUCAAGCAGCGCCUUGAAGAUGUGAACAAUGCUCGGCAAAAGCUUGAAGACUCCUGGGUCUAUCGCCGCCAUAUUUUGGAUCAGUGCUUGGAGCUGCAGCUAUUCUACCGUGACUGUGAACAAGCUGAUACUUGGAUGAGCGCUCGCGAAGCAUUCUUGAAUCAGGAGGAUACCGGCGACAAUGUCGAAAGUCUUAUCAAAAAGCACGAAGACUUCGACAAGGCCAUAGCUUCUCAGCAAGAAAAAAUCUCGGCACUGCAGACGUUCGCGAAUCAGCUUAUAAAUGCCGAUCACUACGAUAAGAACGCAGUGGCGGAAAAGCGUGACCAGAUCUUGCAGCGAUGGGAUCGCCUAAAAGCUGCUUUGAUCGAAAAGCGUAGCAAAUUGGGCGAGUCGCAAACACUGCAGCAAUUCUCGCGCGAUGCCGACGAAAUCGAAAAUUGGAUUGCCGAGAAAUUCCAGAUUGCCCAGGAGGAGAGUUAUCGUGACCCAACACACAUCCAGCAAAAACAUCAAAAGCAACAGGCCUUCGAAGCGGAAUUAGCCGCCAACGCGGAUCGUAUUGCAACUCUGAUCACUGCUGGCCAGAAUCUGAUCGAUGCCAGCAAAUAUACCACAAUUAUUAAGGGCUCAGAUGCUGUUUCGCAAAGACUCAAAGCUCUCAAUGAUCAAUGGGAAUUGUUAGUAAAAACAACAUCCGAGAAAAGCUAUCGUUUGAAAGAAGCGAACAAACAGAAAAGUUUCAUGGCCGCCGUUAAAGAUCUCGAAUUUUGGCUUGGCGAAGUUGAAAGUUUGCUGGCUUCCGAGGAUUAUGGCAAAGAUUUAGCAAGCAUUGAAAAUCUCCUGAAGAAACAUCAACUUCUUGAAGCUGACAUCAGUGCGCAUGCGGAACGUGUUCGAGAAAUGAAUGUCCAAGCGGAUAAUCUUCUCGAAAACGAACAAUUUGAUCAACCUGAAAUAAACGGUCGACGCAAGCUGUUCUACCGUGACUGUGAACAAGCUGAUACUUGGAUGAGCGCUCGGGAAGCGUUCUUGAAUCAGGAGGAUACCGGUGACAAUGUCGAAAGUCUGAUCAAAAAGCACGAAGACUUCGACAAGGCCAUAGCUUCUCAGCAAGAAAAAAUCUCGGCACUGCAGACGUUCGCGAAUCAGCUUAUAAAUGCCGAUCACUACGAUAAGAACGCAGUGGCGGAAAAGCGUGACCAGAUCUUGCAGCGAUGGGAUCGCCUAAAAGCUGCUUUGAUCGAAAAGCGUAGCAAAUUGGGCGAGUCGCAAACACUGCAGCAAUUCUCGCGCGAUGCCGACGAAAUCGAAAAUUGGAUUGCCGAGAAAUUCCAGAUUGCCCAGGAGGAGAGUUAUCGUGACCCAACACACAUCCAGCAAAAACAUCAAAAGCAACAGGCCUUCGAAGCGGAAUUGGCUGCCAACGCGGAUCGCAUUGCAACACUGAUCACUGCUGGCCAGAAUCUGAUCGAUGCCAGCAAAUGUGCCGGCGGCGAGGCAAGAUUUUUCUUCCCCCUCUUCGAUGCUGUUUCGCAAAGACUCAAAGCUCUCAAUGAUCAAUGGGAAUUGUUAGUAAAAACAACAUCCGAGAAAAGCUAUCGUUUGAAAGAAGCGAACAAACAGAAAAGUUUCAUGGCCGCAGUUAAAGAUCUCGAAUUUUGGCUUGGCGAAGUUGAAAGUAUGUUUGUACAGGCUAUAAAUGAUCGAUACCAAAAUGUUCGUAAAAUGGCGGAUAUACGUCGAGAAAAACUUAAUAAAGCCAUCACUGUGUACCAGUUUCUGCGUGAUAUUGAUGAUGAAGAAUCGUGGAUUAAGGAAAAGAAGCUACUCGUCUCAAGCGACGACUAUGGCCGUGAUCUGACAGGCGUUCAAAAUCUGCGUAAAAAACAUCGCAGGCUUGACAAUGAGCUGGCCUCGCACGAACCCCAGGUGCAACUGGUUCGUGACCGAGGCCUGGAAUUGGUCAGUCUCACGGAUACCGCUGGCCCGGAGAUUCGACGGCGCAUGCAAGCGUUGGAGGAAAGCUGGGAUGAAAUUCGAAAUAUCACUGGGAAGAGGCAGCAAAAACUGGGUGAAAGUGAGGAUUUCCAAAUUUUCAUUGGUAAAGUGGAGGAAGAGGAAGCCUGGAUGAACGAGAAGCAGCAGAUUCUCUCGUCCGACAACUACGGGGAAAAUAUGGCCGGUGUGCAGGGCUUGCUGAAAAAGCACGAUGCUUUUGAAGCCGAUUUGGCACUACACACACAGCGCUUAAUUGAUGCCGGCAAUCACCACAGCCCCACGAUCAAAGCACGCUGCGAACAGUUGCGCAAUCGCCUCGAAGAUGUCGCUGAGCUGGCGCGGCGUCGUUUGCAACGUCUCCAGGACAACAGCGCCUAUCUACAGUUUAUGUGGAAAUGCGAUGUGGUCGAAAGCUGGAUUGGUAUGGGUUUCCUAAGCUCUCUGGAGGCAUUCGAUGCGGGCUUGAAUGCGUUCGAGCAUGAGGGUAUCCAGCGAAUCACGGAGCUCAAGGAUCAGUUGGUGAAUGCGCGCCAUGCUCAGAGCGCCAACAUUGAGAAACGACAUGGUAACGUGAUUGCACGCUGGCAGCAGCUUCUCGCAAAUUCGGAAGCAAGACGCCAGAAAUUACUCAAAAUGCAGGAGCAGUACAAACAGAUCGAGGAGCUCUACCUUACUUUUGCGAAAAAGGCAUCGGCUUUCAAUUCAUGGUUUGAAAAUGCGGAGGAGGAUCUGACGGAUCCGGUCAGAUGCAAUUCACUGGAAGAGAUCAGUGCACUGCGUGAAGCUCAUGCGGAAUUCCACAAAUCUCUAUCAACGGCAGAGGAGGAUUUUGGCCAACUGCAAGAGCUUGAUAAACAAAUCAAAUCUUUCAAUGUGGGCCCAAAUCCAUACACCUGGUUCACCAUGGAUGCACUCGAAGAAACUUGGCGCAAUUUGCAGAAAAUCAUCAAGGUUGACCUGUGUUCCUAA
Molecule: messenger RNA, 4617 nt
Organism: Gongylonema pulchrum
Lineage: Eukaryota; Metazoa; Nematoda; Chromadorea; Rhabditida; Gongylonematidae
Source: the annotation of a GenBank genome assembly